UUACCAGGCCGAUAAUCACCAGUUACCCCUCUAUCACGUUGACUUCCCUAAUGCGGCGCCGACCGUCUACAGUAGUACUAUCUUUAGUACUAACACCGACGCGUACGCCGACGCGGACUCCGUCUAUAAUACCUCAUUCUCAAGCUCGCGGAGCACCCCAGAUCUCGAUUACGCCC
Penicillium egyptiacum is the source of this 176-nucleotide messenger RNA. NCBI's taxonomy places the organism in Eukaryota, Fungi, Ascomycota, Eurotiomycetes, Eurotiales, Aspergillaceae. The record is from the annotation of a GenBank genome assembly.